AUGCCCCCGUCCUGCAUGAUCUCACCCAUAGUACGCAUGCUCGUCACCCUGGCCAGUAGUGCCCUUAUGUCGCCCACCGCCAGUAAUUUCCCCACAACCAGGACUGAAGCACAGAGAUACUGCAGAGAUAAGUACACUGAAUUGGUCACAUUAGACAACAUGGAGGAUAUGAACAGACUGAUCAUUACUGUAGACAGUGGGUAUAAUGGAUCAGCCUGGAUAGGGCUGGAGAGAGGAGACACCAUAGUGAGGCAGUGGUCUCUGGCAGACAGAGAUUCCUAUGGACAGGGAGAGGCUGGGUUCAGGAGAUGGGGCUCUGGAGAACCAAACUAUCUUGAUUUGAAUGGAACAUGGAAUAAUGCCCAUGCGGUGUCACACAAUCUUUCAUCUGCUAUGAAGGACUCAACUCUGGGUCCUCCGCAGUUGCAUACAGAAAAAGCUAACGGAAGCAACGUGAGGAUCGGCCUGUUCAGUGACUCCUGGAAAUGGUCAGACCAGAGUGACUCCUCCUUCAGAUACUGGAUAGAGGGAGAGCCCAACAAUCUCAACAGGGACGGAAACUGUGUUGCAGCCAUGCUGUGUUCUCCCCCAGGGAGAAAGAGAGCUGUGGUGAGGAUGAAGAUCCACCAAAUCAUACCAUCCAUCAACAGGUCUUAA
Messenger RNA from Oncorhynchus nerka (sockeye salmon), 657 nucleotides. RefSeq lists its product as uncharacterized. The record is from RefSeq and is a predicted model, not a curated record. The transcript is spliced from 5 exons. Lineage: Eukaryota; Metazoa; Chordata; Actinopteri; Salmoniformes; Salmonidae. The coding region runs from base 1 to 657 and encodes 218 amino acids.